Messenger RNA from Helianthus annuus (common sunflower), 1466 nucleotides. Its product is annotated as polymerase delta-interacting protein 2. Bases 71 to 925 code for a protein of 284 amino acids. The record is from RefSeq and is a predicted model, not a curated record. Lineage: Eukaryota; Viridiplantae; Streptophyta; Magnoliopsida; Asterales; Asteraceae. The transcript has 6 exons. Gene Ontology annotation, molecular function: protein binding.
UACACCAACACAAGAUCCCCCCCCAGUUCCAUUCCAUAUUCCAAAAAAAAAAGAACAAUCGAAUCAUCGAAUGAUGCAAUCUGCAAGCUUAAAGCUGUUUGCAGAAUUCAACAACCUCGAAUCACGCCAUACGACGCCGUACCGGCUUAGUUUCAGCGGCAGAAAUUUUCCAGUUAGGUUAAACUAUGUAAACCAGUGGAAGAGAAACUGUAACCUAACCGCGCGUGCUUCAGAGAGCGAUGCCGGUGGGGGUGGAGCAGAGAGUGAGCAGAAUACGACGUCGUUUUAUGAGCGGAAUCAAAUGUAUGCGUUGAUGAAACAGCAAAUGGAACUUGCUGCCUUAUCUGAGAAUUAUGAAGAAGCUGCUAGGCUUCGUGAUUCUUUGAAACUAUUUGAAGAGGAAGAACCUGUUUUACGACUUCAAGGUUUGAUGAAGGAAGCCAUUGCAAACGAGAGGUUUGAGGAUGCAGCACGAUACCAUAAGCAGAUAAAAGAAAUUGCUCCUCACUAUCUACUCAAAUGUUCAAGUGAUGCAACAACCUUGGGGAUCAGGGUUCAAGCUAAGAGUGUGUACAUCGAAGGGCGCAGUCAACCAUUGAGAGGUCAAUAUUUCUUUGCUUACCGAAUAAGAAUUACCAACAAUUCAAACCGCCCUGUUCAACUUCUCAAGAGGCACUGGAUAGUUACCAAUGCUAACGAGAAAUCUGAGGAUGUUUGGGGUAUUGGAGUUCUCGGUGAACAACCAGUUCUACUUCCGAAUGAUAGUUUUGAAUAUUCAUCAGCAUGCCCGUUAACCACUCCUAGUGGAAGAAUGGAGGGUGAGUACGAAAUGAAGCAUAUUGAUAAAGUGGGAUCGAAGACAUUCAAUGUGACUAUUGCACCCUUCGCUCUUUCAUCGUUAGGGGAUGUGACCGAUAACAUUUGAGGUAUACGAUCUACACGAUGAUGCUUUACUUAAUCAAUCGUAGAUAGCAAAUAUCUGAGUCGCAAAUCUAGUUUUGUUUUUGGUGACAGUGGUUCACUUUCGGUUUAUGAAGUUUCAAAACCAAACCUACAUAUGCAUAUGCGUGUGUUUGGGUAUAUACAAACGCGUAUGUAUAGAUGUGUAUGUAUUUUCUUCAAAUACAAAAUUUAUGACCCGUCAAUUAAUCAUACCAUAACAGACUAAAGAGCCCCGUUGAGGACUUUGGUUUUGUAUCCUGACGCAGAUUGUUUGGACCCAUUGAGACCUCGCUCCUGCCUUGGUUUUAAAAAGCGCGAGGCACACAGAGGCGAUGCGAUCCUCGGAGCCAAGGUGAGAGGUGAAGGCACAUGCAUCAUGUACGAGUGGCACCAUGUAUUUUUGUAAUAUUUAUUUUAAUAUCUAUGAUAGGUUUCUGUCAUCAGAUAUCCAGAAUUUAUAUAUGAAUAACUUCUGCAUACGAUUUAGCUAUAUAAGUAACAUCUAUUUACAAUCUCUUGAUGCA